UUUUUUUGAAGUGUUAAUUCAAUUUCAUUUCAAUUUUGGUUUAUUCACCCUCUGCCACUGCCAAAACUGUCAUUAUCCUCAUUAUUCUGUACGAAUGUAAUCAUAAAGUAAUUGCAUUUCGUCUGAUUGAUGAAUCGUUUUCAACUCGACGGUUCUCAAAUCUCAAUGCACCACUGUACCUAUACUGUUGAGUGCUGAAACACGGUCAAAAUGACCCAGGAUCAAGCAGAUGGGCCGGAUCACUUUAAUGUUCUACAACAAUGUAUGCAAUCCAUCGAUCAUAAGAAAUCUAUAAAUUUGAUUGCAGAGUACAUCCAGAGAAAUAUCAUUCGCUGCGAAACUCCACACGAGGGAUGCAUUCAUAUUAAACAAAUCGUUCAAAUUCUGUUGAGUCCUAGCGUAGAAAAAAACUUGAAAAAAGGAAUUGUGAAGUGCAUUAUGAAAAUUCCGAAAAAAUGGCACUCCGAAGUGUUCGCUGAAAUUUCACACUACCUCGACGGAUCAUCGGUUACAGAUCCUUCAGCUACUCAGAUCACCAUUCGUAAUUACUUUGAAAACGUUGUCGUCUUGCUGGGUGAUGAAGUCGUUUAUCAAAAUAUACUGGUGGCCAAUUUUUCGCAAAUUGCAUCCGCUUACGAGUGUGUUCUCAACAGAUUGUCUACAAGUUUGAAACAAGAACUCACCAAAGUGAAGGAAAUUGAAAUUGCCGAGCUUUUCCAUUUUCUAAUUCAAACGUUGAUCGUGUUUGUGGAUGAAAGUUGUAAAUGUAAAUCGUCUGUUGACGUUCCACCCUCAUUAUACCAAUCUAUACUUGAUCUAAUGUCAAACAAUAAGAUCGGUGUUAAUACCAUUAAUAACUGUGGAUUACUCCUCGUUACUAUGAAUUAUCAUUUUUUUACCGUUUCUUCGUCACUGACGUUAUUGAAAAAAUUCGUCGAAAACUCACCCAUUCAAUGUUUAGCUAUUUGCCAUGGAUUUCUCGCCAGUGCAUCAUUCAACCUUUAUAUUUCUUCCAGUUCGGAUAAUCUACUUGUACAGAUAUGUGGAGUCUUAUGGCGUAUUCACUCUACAUACGCGAAUGAUACCCUCGUUGUGAUAGGAAUUCUGAAAAUCGUCCUGUUGUUGGUCAAGAAAGUUAAUUUCGAAAAUCAUCGUGUGCCGGAAAAUUGUGUCGAACAUUUGAUUAAUUUAGUUCUUCCAUAUUUGGAUCAUUUUUUAAAUCCGGCUAAAAAUUUAGCGAAAGAAGCUUUGAACCAAUUGACAUUGCAAAAGAACGAAUUUGUGAUCUCUAAAUUGCUCGAUAUCAUCGAGAAAACUCGUCGCAUAGAUCGAAAAACUUGUUUAAUCCUAACGGCUUUGUGUAAUGUGAUCAAAUUCUCACGUAUUCUAGCUUCGUAUGAAACGAUAAUUGAAGAUUUGCGGAGUUCCAUAAAGAAUACUGUUUCGACGAGCUACAUGUGUCAAGUAUAUUUAUCGCUGAUGAUUUCCGAUUACUCUAACGAGAAAGUCGACCAUUGGUUUGAUACGUGGAUGAAACCGAUUCUCAAGGAAUGCUCCAAUUAUAAUUUAUUGCUCGAAUAUAUUUUUGUUCCUGUUGUCAAGUUAUCCGAUGCGGUAUUUGAGAAAAUUAUGAGGUAUGAUCGUCUAGUUGAUGAGAGUAAUUAUUCGGUCAUCGUCAAAUUUCUAUUAGAAACGAAAGCGUGCCAUCCUUCAAGUAUCGACGAUUUACCAAAUGUUUCUCAGUUAAAUUUGAAUUCAAAUCGUUGGAAAAAUUUACUUCCUUUUGAAAUGAUGAUACGAGCCAGUUGUGUGCCCAAUAGCAUGGAUGCUUUAAACACAGCGAGGUUGAUCGUCGAACAUAUCAAAGGAAAAUAUUGUACGCCGGAAGAAAUUGAAGUAUUAAAAUUUUUUAUAGAUUCGCAAUUUUCGACUGAUAAAUCCGAUUUCCGUUGUAAAUUUUUGAACUUACAAAUGCAAUUAUUCGUCAAAAUAUCGCAUCAUCUUCAUCCGAAUGAUUCAAAUUCAGAUACAAAACAUAUUUUUGAUUUCGUCGACUGGAUAAUUCGUUACUCGUUGAGUAAUUUAUUCGCAGGAGCUUCUUAUGGAAGACGAUUUACUGCGUUGCGAAUGUGCAAAAUGUUAAUCGAUUUAAAUCUAUGGCUUCCGACGUUCAUAAAUCGUGACACUGUGAAGACAUUUCUGUAUAGUUUAAGUGAUGGCUACGAAGAAAAUGAGCUGAUUGCGAAAGAUAUUCUGUUGCGGAUUUUAUCUCAAAAUCCACAUCUAAUGAGUGACGCUGAUAAACUCAGUUUGUAUGGCGAUACAAUUGAAAUGAUUAAUGGAAUGAGGUUCUCAGAACAUAACACUGCUGCCUACCUAUUGGAAAUAUUAUGCUGUACAAGUCGUUCGAUGGUAUAUUUUUCAAAUAUUGCUCCUGAACAUGAAACGGGAAACUUGGUUCAGCGAUUCGAAAAUCUAGAAGUACACGAACGAGAUUGUUAUUUUAUUCAUUUACAAAUAUUAGUUUCAAAAUUAAAGACUCAGUUGAGCCUGUGCAGGAAAGAAAAUAUUAUUAAAUAUCCUCUUCAUGGUUUCCUACACGUGAUUAGAUACCUGUUGAAUCAUGUUCCGCUAGAAGAUCAAUCUAUUGUGGAUAUCACAAGUUGGAAGGUUUUAAUAAAUGAUAUCAUACACGUAUCCAUAUCGUGUAACGAAUUUGCCGUCUUUAUCGUGAGUCAUUCUUCGCCGGAAGGAUAUUUACCUGAUGAAGCAUACGAUGAAGACGAACAUAAUGUUUUCAACGCAGCGCAGCAAACCUUACUUUGUAAUUGGAGAGCGGUGAAAGGAGCUUCGUUGGUAUUGGGUGACUUAGUAGAGAAAUUUUCUGUCGGAUAUACGGAUGAUAAUGAAGCCUAUUUGUAUAAAGAUACGUUUUUGAUUAUCGGCGAUCAUUUAAAAACGUUAAUUUAUCAAAUCAAACACAAAGGUUCCUUCAAACAAGUUUAUAUCGCAUUAUUUCAAUACUGUAAACGUUGCUGGAGGUCAUCUGAUUACGAAAUAAACGCUAUACCUAAACAAUGGUUGAAGGAAAUAGAAAAUAUGAUCGUUACCAGCGCUAAACAGCUUUGUCUUACUAGACGUAGCGCUGGUAUUCCAUGCAUCGUUCUGGCUAUUAUAUGCACAGAAUUUGAUGAUAAACGAAAAUUCACAUCGAAUCUUUUGAACGAGUUCAUGAAAAACAUGUUGAAAAUACUAAAUGACCAGGAAGCAGAAGUCGAAACUAAGAUUCACGCUUUGAACAUUGUUCGAGACUUAUUCGUGCACAAAGAUUUGGCCGAGCAAAUCCACGGUUUCGUUGAAAAAGGAGUAAUUAUUGCGAUUGCUGGUUUCAAAUCAUCUAACUGGAACGAGAGAAAUACCUCUAAUUUACUUCUAAGUGCAAUUUUGACGCGAAUAUUUGGAGUUUCUCGUUCUCGAACUACGGUUUCGUGGAAAAAUAAGAUGACCGGGAAAUUCUUCUUCCAGAAAUAUCCUCUUUUGUUUGAUGUUUUUCUGUUCCAUCUUCAACAGAAUGAAUAUGAAGAUGUGAACGUGCAAUCAGCAUUGUAUCCGAUACUUCUUAUUUUAGCUAGGCUUUAUCCUUCGUAUCAUGACGAAUGGAAUUCCACUUUUCAGCUGAGCACGUUCAUUCCGUAUAUUUAUAGCUGUUGUGAAAAUCCCAUCUUUAAAAUAAGACAAUUGGCGGCUCAAGCGAUCGUACCUUUAAUUACUCGUGAUAUUUACGUUGAACAUCUGCGUAAAAUUUGGACUCAUGUAUUGUUACCAAUACCUGAAAACGCCAAACAUGGGUUAUUAUUACAGUUUGACGGAUUAUUGCAAAAUGUACCAGAACUGAAUGAAAAACAGAACGAAGAUUUCCAAUUAUUAUCCGUUCAUAUUUUAUUAGAAGCCGAUCCGCUUCUUCGGAGUAAUCACAGUUUGGUGGUCAAAGAAAAAUUGUUAAACAUUUUAUCUUCGCUGUUGAAAAGAUAUCAUCAUGCUACGGAUUUUUCAAAAAUGGAGAAUUACUUCUCGCAUGAAAGCACCUCGAAUUCUCACGAAUGUAAUUUGAAUGAACGAAAUUUCAUUACGGCAUCGAUUACUUUUAAUAUCGGUCUAAAAUAUCUAUCCAGUUUUCGGAAUAAUAAUUCGUCCGAAUUUCUAAAUUUUCUCGAAACUAUGAUACAGCGAGAACCUGUCGAACAAAAUUCAAAUAUCGUUGUAGAUUUUCUCAUAGAAUUAAUUUCAGAAGAUGAAUCGGACAGCGAUAAUUCCAUAUUACGAAAUUUAAUCUCGAAUCAUGACAAGCAUGCUCUGAAAAAAAUUGUGUUAAACUCAAAAACGAUAUAUUUACAUGUUUUAAAAAAAUUGUCAGAUGAUAAAUCUCACAGAUUAUUCGAUAUGCUGUGUAUUCUACCGGAAUUCUUGAAGCAGUUUCAAGAAAAACGUACGAUAAAAACACUUUCACUUUUCUGCAGAAAAUAUUCCAACAACGGAAAAUUAAUCGUUCCACUUUUGAGCUGUAUUGAUAUUUUAUUGGAGAAUCAAGAAUACUGGGACGAUGAAUAUUUCUUUAUUAUAAAAUCACUUCUUUCGUCUUAUCAUAAAUUAUGCGUAGACGGGCAACGAAAAUUAAGAAGACUUCUCUUCAAACUGUGUACUUCUGACUACCUAAAUAACGACAUAUAUUUGAAAUUAGACGUUUGGAUUUUUAUCGUCGGAAAAAUAUCGUGUAUCGACGAACAAGAUUUCGUAUUCCUCAAACACAUAUGCUGCGAACCUUUUCGUUACGAGGAUUAUUUUCUUGCGCAGAAAUUCAUCGGAUCAUUUUGCGAUAGUUUUCAAUCAUUGCCUUCAUUUUGCGCCGUUGGCUUAAUUUCGUGGAUUAUACAAAAUUUAGGUGUGAUUUUCAACAACGUUAUUAAGAAUGACGUGUUCUUCGAAGAUUUACCAUAUUAUUUCGAAGAUCAUUUAUUGAUAUGCCAAUUCUCGUCGAAAUAUUUGAAUACGUUAUUGGAACGGUGUCCUUUUAUCAUGGAUGAGCAUUUAUCAGAAGCAACGUUGAGUUGGAUCAUGGAGCAAGGAGGCUUGAAGAAAGCUACGUGUGCUAUCGAUACUAUGCGUGAUUUGAUCUCGUAUAUUGUGCGAUUAUUUGAAAAUGAAAUUUCGCCCGAAUUCGCCAAAACUUCGGAUACUGCAUUUUUACCUAGUGAGACGGUGGAGAGACGAAUUGUUGAAGUUAAAUUAUCUUUGUUAUCUUCCUUGUUAAACUAAACUGUGAUCGUUGAAAUUAAAUAUAAGCCGUUUUUAAUACUA
Messenger RNA from Planococcus citri (citrus mealybug), 5355 nucleotides. RefSeq names its product Thyroid adenoma-associated protein homolog (gene THADA). Gene Ontology annotation, biological process: tRNA methylation. Gene Ontology annotation, cellular component: cytosol. The transcript has 23 exons. Bases 211 to 5313 code for a protein of 1700 amino acids. NCBI's taxonomy places the organism in Eukaryota, Metazoa, Arthropoda, Insecta, Hemiptera, Pseudococcidae. The record is from RefSeq and is a predicted model, not a curated record.